UUCAUCACGUUGGGCAGGAUGGUCUUGAUCUUUUGACCUUCUGAUCUGCCUGCCUUGACCUCCCAAAGUGCUGGUAUUACAGGCGUGAGUCACCGUGCCUGGCCGUUUUGUUUUGUUUUGUCUGCUCUGUUGUACAUUGUGCCUAAUGUACAAGCUCAGUUCAAAAUAAUGGCUUUCGGUAAUUUUGUUUAAAAAGUAUUCUAGCCACCGGCUCACGUAACCAUCUCUGGGCCAGCGCGAACCAUGGCUGGCUUGGUGGAUUUCCAGAAUGAGGAAGAGGUGAAGUCCUUUUUGGAGAACAUGGAGGUGGAGUGCAACUACCAUUGCUACCAUGAGAAGGAUCCGGACAGUUGCAAUCGGCUGGUGGACUAUUUGGAAGGGAUCCAGAAGAAUUUUGAUGAGGUUGCCAAGGUGUUGAAGUUUAACUGUGAAGACAACCAGCACAGCAAUAGCUGCUACAAACUGGGGGCCUACUAUGUGACUGGAAAAGGUGGUCUGACCCAGGACCUGAAAGCUGCUGCCAGUUGCUUUUUGAUAGUGUGUGAGAAGCCCAGAAAGAAGUCUUUAGCAGCAUGUCACAACGUUGCUUGCCUGGCACAUGAUGGAUGGGUUAAUGAGGAUGGCCAGCCUGACCUGGGGAAGGCCAGGGACUACUACAUAAGGGCCUGUGAUGCUGGUUAUGCCUCCAGCUGCUUCAACCUCAGUGCCAUGUUCCUGCAGGGUGCCCCUGGCUUUCCCAAGGACAUGGACCUGGAAUGUAAAUAUUCCAUGAAAGCCUGUGGCCUGGGUCAUUUCUGGGCCUGUGCCAAUGCCAGUCACAUGUACAAGCUGGGGGAUGGCAUCGAAAAGGAUGAGGCCAAGGCUGAGGUGCUAAAAAUUCAAGCCAAGCAGUUACACAAAGAACGGCAGAAAAGUGUCCAAUCCUUAACAUUUGUGUAAAGUGGCCCACCUUCCUUCCCAGGCAACAAACAGCUUGAGGCUGGCAGCUCCUGUUUCUGAAGACUGAUGCAGCCCUUGAAGGUCAACCUGCUGGAGCAGGAAAACUUGGGACUUGAAUUUGUAGCUCCACUCACAUAGAUCCAUUGCCCCAGCUGCUGGGGUGUAGCCUAUAAUGUUUAUGUCAGUCAGUACUCCUUUAUCUGGGUGUUCCGUGAAGGCAGUCAUGUUUAUGGGGGUAUUAGUUUUCAAACUCUGGAAAUUCUGAAAAACAGGAGCAAACUAGAGAGCCCUAGAGAUUGGUGGCGGGGAGGGGAGGAUAG
This is a messenger RNA of Callithrix jacchus (white-tufted-ear marmoset), 1259 nucleotides long. NCBI's taxonomy places the organism in Eukaryota, Metazoa, Chordata, Mammalia, Primates, Cebidae. The record is from RefSeq and is a predicted model, not a curated record.